GCGCUAUCUCAUUGCCGACUACGACCGAAUGCCCGAUACACAAUAUCUUGAACAGGAAUCUGACUGGAGGACUUUUAGGACAGCUGCACCUACCAAGGACAGCACAUCAUACCGGGACUUUCAUGUAUAUGACACAGAACGGACUCGUACACUAUACAGCAGAUGAAUGAGUGGUUUGCCCAGCGUUCCGUUUCCUGUGGUACGAUUACUCGUGUUCGUGGCAUUCCCCAAGUUUCUAAAUCGCGCACAACGUUCACUAUUGGUCGAUGCUCUGCUGGAACUAUUCUUAUCGAUGAAGCUUGGGUACGGGCACAGUCAAUUCGCUAGCAGAAAGUGCGCAUCUCAAUCUCAAUGCCAUGAUGCAUGGAAGCCCAUCUUGCAUGUUUUCCACAUGGUGGCUAUCCCCGAAUGUUUUGCGCUAGCACUAAAAGUGUAGCACGAUGGAAUGAAUGCUCUAUAUUCCAGUCAACGACCUGAACACUCAAGGGAUCAUUAAACGAAAGGGUCAUGGAUGAUGUACUUGUGCUAUAAAUAAGGCGUUAUAUAUACUGAAGAAGAUCGAUUGACACCGACCACGCGCCUUCCCCAACCAGCUUAGUAUGUCACUAUUUUCUGGCAGCCCUAAGCCAGGCCACAGCCCAUAUCCUUCACGUCCUGGAACUCCCCUUGGCAGACUUAAAGAUGUGGUGCGCGAUGUCAUCAAGCAGUAUAGGCACGAGAAGGAGUCUGAAGCCCAUGUCAUUUUCCGUCAAUCUGCUGGCCAUCAACCCAAAGGUCUUAUUCCUCAAAUCGUCAACCCAGACGAAGAAACUGUCCCAGGUAUUGAACAUCCAGGAAGCACUGGGGUCAUCUAUUGUAGCGAACGUGCUAUUGCGAACGGUUUCAGCUACACCGAAUCUCAUUCGUGGGCGAAUUUGGGUCAAGGAGCACCUGAAGUAGGACCGAUCCCAGAUGCACCACCACGACCGAGUUAUGUCAACGUGCCUACGGAUUCAUUGGAGUAUGCUCCCACUACUGGUGUCAAAGCCCUGCGCGAAGCCGUGGCCAAACUCUACAACCACACAUACCGCAAAGGCAAAGCAAGUCAGUACACGUAUGAGAACGUUUGUAUCGUUCCUGGUGGUCGAUCUGGUUUGUCUAGAAUUGCUGCUGUCAUUGGAGAUGUCUACACGAGCUUCCAAGUGCCUGACUAUACCGCGUACGAUCAAAUGUUGAGCGCGUUCAGGAGAUUGGUCCCGGUGCCCACUGCCCUUCAACAAGAGAAAAAGUAUCGUCUUGACCUCGAACAAGUCAGGAGAGAUGUUAUGACACAAGGCUUGGCUGUCAUCCUUUGCUCGAACCCUCGUAACCCUACUGGACAAGUCAUGAAGGGAAACGACUUGAGAGAGCUUGUACACCUCACGAGGGAGGGUACUACAGUCAUAUUGGACGAGUUCUAUUCGUGGUACAUCUACCCUGAAAAUGAGAAAGAUUUCGGGAAGUCAAUCUCCUCGGCUGAAUACAUUGAUGAUGUCAAUGAGGAUGCGGUCGUGAUUGUGGACGGACUGACAAAGAACUGGCGCCUUCCAGGUUGGCGUGUCUGUUGGGUUGUUGGACCAAAGAACCUCAUCUCUGCACUCUCUCAAUCCGGAUCCUUCCUUGACGGCGGUGCAAACCACCCUCUGCAGCUAGCCGCCAUCCCUCUCCUAGAUCCUGCUCGUGUGCAAGAAGAAAAGAUUGCCCUUCAAAGGCACUUCAAAUCCAAACGUGACCAUGUUCUCCGCCGUCUUCACGACCUCGGAUUGGACGUAGAUAUUCCCCCUACCUCUACGUUCUACAUCUGGUUGAACCUCGAAAAACUUCCUGCACCACUCAACAACGGACUAACGUUCUUCGAGGAACUGCUCAAAGAACAAACGAUCGUGAUUCCCGGGAUUUUCUUCGACAUCAACCCGAGUCAUAGGAGGAAUUUAUUCAACUCUCCUUGCCAUCAUUUUGUUCGUUUGUCGUUUGGACCACCGAAAGAGGAUUUGGAUAAAGGUUUGGAUGCGAUCGGGAGGGUGUUGAAGAAGGCGAAGAAGGAAGGAAUGAAGGCGUUUGGGCAUAAUUAUAAGAAGAGCUUGGAUGGGACGGAGAGUCCGGUUGAGGAAAGGCUUCGAGGACAUGUCGAUGCUACGCCUGCGGAGACCGUCUAGAUUUGGGACAAAUCGUGCUCAAAGAAAUGGUAGACAAAGAACGGUUUCUCGAUCUUGAAAUUUAGAAAGUGUAAUGUUCAAUAUUGGUAGACAUGGAACGUAUCAAGGAUUUGCAUCACCUUCACUCGAAUCUUUAUCUUAUCUGAUCACAAUAAGGUUAUGAAGUCUAGAUGUCGUACUCCACCUCAAUCUAGC
Molecule: messenger RNA, 2369 nt
Organism: Marasmius oreades (fairy-ring Marasmius)
Lineage: Eukaryota; Fungi; Basidiomycota; Agaricomycetes; Agaricales; Marasmiaceae
Exons: 15
Coding region: 600-2174 (524 amino acids)
Biological process (GO): biosynthetic process
Molecular function (GO): pyridoxal phosphate binding
Source: RefSeq, a predicted model, not a curated record